Bombina bombina (fire-bellied toad) is the source of this 400-nucleotide messenger RNA. RefSeq names its product spermatogenesis associated 45 (gene SPATA45). The transcript has 2 exons. Lineage: Eukaryota; Metazoa; Chordata; Amphibia; Anura; Bombinatoridae. Bases 1 to 243 code for a protein of 80 amino acids. The record is from RefSeq and is a predicted model, not a curated record.
AUGUCUCAAGAAAAAUCAUUACAGGAUAUAUAUGAACAAAGAGAGACUUGGUGCAUGGUGGAACGGCAUCCCAACCAGUAUUGGUUCAGAGCUGAGAGGAAACAUUUUCCCCAUCAAUUCCAAAGUGUUCUAAGUCAACAGCCUCCACCACCCACUGAAUCAAGAAGCACAUGGGCUGUAAUUACCCCAAAACACAGGGAAAAGAGGCACUUCCCUGAUGCAGGUAAAGGUCACCUAGUGUAAUGUGGAAAAAAAUAAAAUUGAGACGAUAAUUAUUACCAAAUAGUUGUGACAUGGAGGGAGAACUGGAACCAAAGAGCUGUGAAGAGGAAAAAACUGCUCAAACGUCAUUCUUCAACAUUACUUCUUAUUGUGUUAAUCAUGUAUCAAGUACAUACAG